AUGGCCUUUGCUCGUGUCUUCAAAAAUUCCAAAUGUAACAUAAUUGGCAUGAUCCAUGUGGAUGCGUUGCCAGGAACUCCCCUAUACAAAGGCAACUGGUCGGAGAUAAUCGAUAAAGCUAAAUAUGAAGCGAACAUUUAUCAAAAAUAUAAAAUGGAUUCAAUACUGAUAGAAAACAUGCAUGACAUUCCUUAUGUUCAACACCGGCAGUUUGGACCCGAAACUACAUCAUGUAUGACCAGAAUAUGUCAAGAAGUUCGUAAUAUUAUUUCGAAAGAAUCUCGAAGAAUACCACUCGGUGUUCAGGUAUUAGCCUGUGGGAAUAAACAGGCAUUAGCUAUUGCCAAAGCAUGUGAUUUGCAAUAUAUACGAGCAGAGGGUUUUGUAUUUGGUCAUGUUGCAGAUGAGGGUUAUACCGAUGCUUGUGCUGGGGAAAUUUUACGAUAUAGAAAAUACAUUGAUGCUGAAGAAGUAUUGAUCUUUACGGACCUUAAGAAAAAGCAUAGUUCACAUGCAAUUACACAAGAUGUGACACUAUUGGAAACAGCCAAAGCAGCAGAAUUCUUUUUAUCUGAUGGAAUUAUAAUAACCGGCAAUUCAACUGGAGAUGCGGCUAAGCCUAAAGAUUUCAAGGAUUUGAAAGGAAAAGUUAAUGUCCCACUACUGGUGGGUUCUGGAGUAACACUGGAUAAUAUCGAUGAUUAUUUUGAGUAUAUUAGUGCUGCCAUUAUAGGUUCACAUUUUAAAAAACAAGGACUAUGGUCAAAUGAUCUAUGUGAAAAAACAAUCGAAGCAUUUAUGUCUAAAGUUUUAGAAAUGAGAAAGUGAAU
Messenger RNA from Musca vetustissima, 830 nucleotides. RefSeq lists its product as uncharacterized. Bases 1 to 828 code for a protein of 275 amino acids. The transcript has 4 exons. The record is from RefSeq and is a predicted model, not a curated record. Lineage: Eukaryota; Metazoa; Arthropoda; Insecta; Diptera; Muscidae.